Molecule: messenger RNA, 2228 nt
Organism: Nematolebias whitei (Rio pearlfish)
Lineage: Eukaryota; Metazoa; Chordata; Actinopteri; Cyprinodontiformes; Rivulidae
Gene: uba2
Product: ubiquitin-like modifier activating enzyme 2
Exons: 17
Coding region: 104-2035 (643 amino acids)
Biological process (GO): protein sumoylation
Cellular component (GO): cytoplasm; SUMO activating enzyme complex
Molecular function (GO): SUMO activating enzyme activity
Source: RefSeq, a predicted model, not a curated record
CUGUCCAGUAGGGGGCGGUAACUCAUUUCCAAGCCUCAUUUCCAGCCAUUGCUAGCAGCAGCUGCAGCAGCAUCAACUUCCAUAGCAGAUCAUCAUCAUCAUCAUGGUCCAGUUAGUGGGCUCCCUCCGUAAAGAGCUGGCGGACUCCCUGUCCACCUGUAAGGUUCUGGUGGUGGGAGCAGGAGGGAUCGGCUGCGAGCUCCUGAAGAACCUGGUCCUCAGCGGCUUUAAAAACAUCGAAGUGAUUGACUUGGACACGAUCGAUGUGAGCAACCUGAACCGUCAGUUCCUCUUUCAGAAGAAACAUGUUGGCAAAUCCAAAGCACAGGUGGCCAAGGAGAGCUCCCUGCAGUUCUGCCCCAGUGCAAACAUCACAGCCUACCACGACAGCAUCAUGAACCCUGAUUACAACGUGGAGUUCUUUAGAAAUUUCAUGCUGGUGAUGAACGCUCUGGAUAACAGAGCUGCUCGGAACCAUGUGAACAGGAUGUGUUUGGCUGCCGAUAUUCCUCUGAUUGAGAGCGGCACUGCCGGGUACCUGGGACAAGUCACUGUCAUCAAAAAGGGAAUGACUGAAUGCUAUGAGUGUCAACCAAAACCCACCCAGAAGACCUUCCCAGGAUGCACCAUAAGAAACACACCAUCCGAGCCCAUUCACUGCAUCGUCUGGGCCAAGUAUCUCUUCAACCAGCUGUUUGGAGAAGAAGAUGCAGAUCAAGAAGUGUCACCGGACACGGCAGACCCAGAAGCUGCAUGGAAUCCUGAAGAGACGGCAGCUCGAGCCACCGCCUCUGAAAAGGACGGAGACAUCAAACGAGUUUCCACCAAAGAAUGGGCCAAAUCAACCGGAUAUGACGCAGUCAAAGUCUUCAACAAGCUUUUCAAAGACGACAUCAUGUACCUGCUGACCAUGGACAAGCUGUGGAAGAAGAGGAAAGCCCCGACGCCUCUGGACUGGCAGCAGCUGGAGAACAGUGUGCGUCCUCUGGAAGAGACUCCAGCUUCGGGCUUGAAGGACCAGAAGGUUCUGGGUGUUUGGGGUUACUGCCAGAUGUUCCGACAAAGCGUGGAAACUCUCUGCUCACAGCUGCAGGAGAAAGGCGAGGGUGCCGAGCUCGUCUGGGACAAGGACGACCCUCCAGCCAUGGACUUCGUCACGGCAGCAGCAAACCUUCGUAUGCACAUCUUCAGCAUGAACAUGAAGAGCCGUUUCGAUGUGAAGUCGAUGGCAGGAAACAUCAUUCCGGCUAUCGCCACGACCAACGCCGUUAUCGCAGGACUCAUCGUGUUGGAGGGGCUGAAGAUCCUGUCUGGAGAGCUGGAAUCCUGUCGUACGAUCUUCCUGAAUAAGUGUCCUAACCUCAGGAAGAAGCUGCUGGUGCCGUGCAUCUUGGACCCCCCUAGUUCGAACUGCUACGUUUGUGCCAGCAAACCUGAAGUCACGGUCAAACUAAACGUCCACAAAACAACGGUUCUCUGUCUGCAGGACCGGAUCCUGAAGGAGAGGUUUGGGAUGGUCGCUCCAGAUGUUCAGAUCGAGGACGGGAAAGGAACCAUCCUCAUCUCAUCAGAAGAAGGAGAGACAGAGGCCAACAACCCCAAAUUUCUCUCUGACUUUGGGAUCCGUAACGGCAGCCGUCUCCAGUCUGACGAUUUCCUCCAGGACUACACGCUCCUCGUUAACGUCCUGCACACUGAGGAGCUCGAGCGGGACGUGGAGUUCGAGGUUGUGGGCGAGGCUCCGGACAAGGCUCCGCCCCCUCAGAGUAACCAAGAAGAAGUGAAAAGUAUCACGAACGGUAACAAAGACUCCGCCCAGCCGUCCACGUCCUCUAAAGUCUCAGCUGCAGCUGAGGAUGAUGACGUCAUGAUAGUCGAUUCUGAUGAUGAGGAAUUAGUGUCGUCCAGCUCUGCAGCAACUGCAGCCACCAAGAGGAAGCACCCAGACUCUGAGCCCGGUGAGACCUCCACAAAGCGUCCACGGACGGACCAAUCGGGUGCAAACGAUGAUGAUGACAUCAUUGCUCUGGACUGACGACCAACCGGGUCUGAACUUUGUAUAAAUUCUUGUCUUUUGACUCCAAACGGACAGCAGGAUGAAAUAAAACAGCUGUUUAAUGAAGAACCAGUUCCUCCACACUUCAUCUUUUGGCACUUUUUUUUUGUGCUUUCGUGCUCAUUGUCUGACGACACAGUGCUGUAAAUAAAUUCUGCUUUUUAGUAAAAAA